Striga asiatica is the source of this 1281-nucleotide messenger RNA. NCBI's taxonomy places the organism in Eukaryota, Viridiplantae, Streptophyta, Magnoliopsida, Lamiales, Orobanchaceae. The record is from the annotation of a GenBank genome assembly.
CUCCAAUGUUACUGGCCAAGAGGCAAAAUUGGUUUUAAGUAAAAAAUGCGCUACAUAUGGCCAGAAUACAAAAUAGGUAGGUGUGUACUGUGUACUGUUUGGAAGCAAGAUUCCUCUUUUAUUCCAAGUUGCACCACCAUUAGAGGAUAAAAGACAAAACUGUAUGACCAAAAUACGAACUUGGGGCAGUUAAGAGAGUGAGAACAAAGAAAGAGAGAGAGAAAAUGGAGAGGGAUAAUGAGGUUAGACCAUCAAGAUUCAAAAGGGUCUGUGUUUUUUGUGGGAGCAGCCAUGGCAAAAAAGCUAGCUAUCAAGAAGCUGCUAUUGAGCUUGGAAAAGUCUUGGUUUCAAAAAACAUUGAUUUGGUCUAUGGAGGAGGGAGCAUAGGUUUGAUGGGUUUGGUAUCUCAAGCUGUUCAUAAUGGCGGUCGGCAUGUAAUUGGCUUUAUCAAAAUGUUUGCUUUAUGGGGNCAGUUGACUGGUGAGACAAUAGGGGAGGUGAAAGCAGUUGCAGAUAUGCACCAAAGGAAAGCUGAGAUGGCAAGAUACUCAGAUGCUUUUAUAGCCUUACCAGGGGGCUAUGGAACUUUGGAGGAGUUACUUGAAGUCAUAACUUGGGCUCAGCUUGGCAUCCAUGAUAAGCCUGUAACUAAUGGCANUGUUGAUGAAUAUUACGACUCGUUUUUGUCGUUUAUCGACAAAGCCGUUGAGGAAGGGUUCAUCAGCCCAAAUGCUCGCCACAUAAUCGUAUCAGCACCAAAUUCAAAGGAGCUCGUCAAAAAAUUGGAGGACUAUGUCCCGAGCCAUGAGAGAGUUGCUUCGAAACUGAGCUGGGAAAACCGAGCAGUUGGGCUACUCUCGGAAAUAUGAUACCAAAAAGAAAAUGGAUUUGCUGCAUGAAAUAUAUAGUUUCAUCUUUUUUUAUUCGAAGAAGCUAACAGGAACUGUUGAAAUUUUCGUCGGCCGAGAAAAUCUUUUGUAAAUUUAUCCGGGACUAAUUCCUUUUGGUGUUCUUCCCCAACUUUCGAAAUUCGAUUUUGUUGUUGCAAGUUGUAACUAGUUCAUGCAUUGACGAAGUUUUAACCAUCUGACUACACAUACUCAACCACAACCGUGCAGGUGUGUGUUGAUCGGACGGUAGUUUUGGAUAAAAAAAAUUCGGGCCAUGAAGAUUACUGGUUGCUCAUGGUAAAACACUAAAAAUACUCUACUCUGGUCUCCUAUAAAAUUUUCAACUGGGAAAUAUCACAUAAUACUCUCAUUCAGGUAAUUAAUUGCCAAG